This is a messenger RNA of Staurois parvus, 449 nucleotides long. NCBI's taxonomy places the organism in Eukaryota, Metazoa, Chordata, Amphibia, Anura, Ranidae. The record is from the annotation of a GenBank genome assembly.
AGCCUCUGAUUAACCCCAAACAAGUUCAGCUGUUCUAGUCAUCUCCUGUACUGUGUUCGCACUCUCUGGUCAUCUCUUGUACUAUGUCCGCAGUCUCUGGUCAUCUCCUGUACUGUGUCCGCAGUCUCUGGUCAUCUCCUGUACUGUGUCCGCAGUCUCUGGUCAUCUCCUGUACUGUGUCCGCAGUCUCUGGCCAUCUCCUGUACUGUGUCCGCAGUCUCUGGUCAUCUCCUGUACUGUGUCCGCAGUCUCUGGUCAUCUCCUGUACUAUGUCCGCAGUCUCUGGUCAUCUCCUGUACUCUGUCCGCAGUCUCUGGUCAUCUCCUGUACUAUAUCUGCAGUCUCUGGUCAUCUCCUGUACUAUGUCUGCAGUCUCUGGUCAUCUCCUGUACUAUGUCUGCAGUCAAUGGUCAUCUCCUGUACUAUGUCCACAGUCUCUGGUCAUCUCC